AUGAAUGAUAGGCAACCUUUAUUAAAUACCACCAAUAAAUUAUCGAUUGGUGACGAUGAUACUAAUAAUGGAAGUAAGAAACAACUUUUGAUAAAUAGUUUUUCUGAUUGGCGCCGAUGUUUCAAUAGAAAAGACAGCGAGAAUCAAUACAUAGAACUAGAUGAUGACACUGAACAUAAUGACAAAGAUAAACCAGUUGGUGUUUUUCGUUUAUUUCGAUUUGCAAACCGUAUCGAUUUUCUUCUGAUGUUUAUUGCUAUGAGUUUGAUGUUGGUGCAAACGGCUUGCAUUUUGGUUAAUCAAAUUCUUGUCGGUCGGCUCACAGGGUUAUUUGCUAUUUUGUCAUUUGGUGAUGAUUGUGAUCAUGAACAGCAAAAUUUUACAGCUCCAAUAAAGACCAAUAAUAGAUAUUCUCAUGGCAUCAACCUCAAUAUAUUCAACAAUGCUCUGCCACAUAAACUAUACUAUAAUAGUCCUCUAAUUUUAUCAUCAACUUUAUCUACAUCAAUGUCUUCAUUUCGAGAACAAGUUAUGAAAAUAAUUUGCUGGUUAUUCAUUGUCGGCACCAUCGAAUAUCUGGCUGACUUUAUUAAAAAUUUCAUUUGGAGCAUUAGUAUGAAACGACAGAUAUAUCGUAUGAGUGUUUCCCUCUUCCAAUCACUUGUUCAACGUGUAAGUCAAAUACACUUCCAUUUACAAAAAGGAGCUCCAAAGGUUAAUUCUAGUCUUAUCUUAGUGUUUCGUUAA
Molecule: messenger RNA, 747 nt
Organism: Rotaria sordida
Lineage: Eukaryota; Metazoa; Rotifera; Eurotatoria; Philodinida; Philodinidae
Source: the annotation of a GenBank genome assembly